Hypanus sabinus (Atlantic stingray) is the source of this 7289-nucleotide messenger RNA. RefSeq names its product HERPUD family member 2 (gene herpud2). The record is from RefSeq and is a predicted model, not a curated record. Gene Ontology annotation, molecular function: protein binding. Gene Ontology annotation, biological process: endoplasmic reticulum unfolded protein response. NCBI's taxonomy places the organism in Eukaryota, Metazoa, Chordata, Chondrichthyes, Myliobatiformes, Dasyatidae. The coding region runs from base 273 to 1529 and encodes 418 amino acids. The transcript has 8 exons.
UAACUUGCGCAGAGGCGUGCACGCAACUGCGCGUGCCCUAGGUGGGGAGAAGAGAGUGCGCGAGCGCCGGCGCUCGUCACCGUGGAGACAGGAGCGGCAGAGAGGCAGAGCCGGGCGGGGUGAGCUUGACUAGUGGCAGAGAGCGAGGCCUUGGGCUUGUGCCCGCUGCCAUGUAGGAGGGGUAGCUAGGAGCGGAGCCAUGGGGUGGAAGGGCCGCUGAUCGGCCGUAGUGAGGCUCAGGCCGCCGCCAGCGCCGCCCGCUGUUGGGGAGUAUGCCCAUGGAUCCGAGUGUGGCCGACAGCCCGGUGACUCUAGUGAUUAGAACGCCGAACCAGAAGUACGAUGACCAGACGGUGCGUUGUUUCCUCGAUUGGACCGUGGGACGCCUCAAGAGCCACCUGGCGUGUGUGUACCCCAGCCGCCCGUCCACCAAGGAUCAGAGACUUGUAUAUUCUGGAAAGCUUCUUCAUGAUCACUUACAGUUGAAGGACAUUUUCAGAAAGCAAGAUGAGUAUCACAUGGUUCAUCUAGUCUGUUCUUCAAGGUCUCCUUCAGGAUCACCAAAACCCAGUGACAGGAACAAUGGAAUGACAAUAACCAGCAGUGGUACCAUGAGUUCUGAAAAUUCAAGUACCCCAGCACCCACUGCAUCUUCAAGUCAAGAAUCUGUAAGUGGACACCCAGCUUCCAAUCCCACUGAUCUGAGGCAUCGUAGCCCCUCUCAGGUUACUUUAAACCUUGCACAGAGCCAAAGACUCCAACGUGUGAUCCAAGGACAUGGAGGAGGCCAGGUUCCUAUGCAACCAGUGAUUCCAGUUGGCUUUCCAGUUUAUUCCAUGUACAGUCCACAUGUGCUCUGGUGGCAGCAAAUGUAUGCUCGACAGUACUACUGGCAGUACCAUGCAGCCGCUAGGCUGUCAGGUCCAGCUGGUGCUCAGACCUCUGGUCCAACAGCCUCAGAGCCAGUGAAUCCGGAGCCUCAUCAGCCAGAUGAUGCCCCAGCUGCUCCUGUUGCAGCUGCCCCAGAGAACAGGCCCUUCAACCAGAACAUACAGAUGAAUGCCCAAGGGGGCCCAGUGCUCAACGACGAGGACCUGAAUCGUGACUGGUUGGACUGGAUGUACACUAUGUCUCGUGCGGGCAUCUUGCUGAGUAUCGUCUACUUCUACUCUUCUUUCAGUCGUUUUGUCAUGGUGAUGGGAGCGAUCCUGCUUGUUUAUUUGUAUCAAGCUGGAUGGUUCCCAUUCAGGCAGGAUGCACCAAAUGGACAUCCAGCAAAUCAACCAGCAGAUUUCAACCAGGAAGCACAGGAGGAUAAUGCCCUUGAAGUACAUGAAAUGGAGCGUCUCAUGGACGAAGGUCUGGACGACGAUAGCUGGGAGAGUGGUGAGAGCGGUGACAGUGGAGAUGACACCACGGAAAGUGCAGGGGGGGCAGAGCCCCCUGGUUUCAUGGCUUCAGCGUGGUCGUUCGUCACCACCUUCUUCACCUCUCUCAUUCCUGAAGGUCCCCCUCAAGUUGGCAACUAGGACGUGCAGUGGACUUUUCAACAUUGCUGCUCCCUACAGUUGUAUAUUUAAGUGACACUGAAAAGAAACUCCAAACACCUCAGAUGUGGAAGUGUGCCCAACCCUUUUUUUUGCAUUGUUAUUGCUGCUGCAGUCCCCAUGGGGUUCAGUUUGUUGAGUUGUUCUCCAGAUCAAAUCAUCCUUUGAUUGCGCCCAACAUUCAGCACGCACUAAUGAAAAUUCCUACAUGAACUAAAAAUGAAAUUGAAAGGAAAUUGCAUAUUUUUCUGUUUCUUUUUGUUAUAACUGCCAUCAGUUGGUAUUUUGGUUAUGGUGCUGGUGGUGGAGAUACAUAAAUGGAACAGUUCUUGCUGGUUGACACUUGGAUAAGGAGGAAUCUGUUUGGUUAACAUUACAUCUUCUGGCUAACUUGUAAGGCUACAUGUGCAAUCUAAAUUUGCUAACAUAUCAGUCACACAUGGAAUUACUUUCUUGGCUUCAGCAUUUUUCAUUAGUUGCCAGCCUAAGACUCUGGAGCAGUUUCCUGGCACAAGGUUGCUGGCAGUUGACUGAUUAGUUUGGACUUUGAAGCUUUGCUGGUAGUUUGCGGUUGGCUUCAUUUGAUUUGUAUUUUGAUCUGAGUUUGAGGUAAUUUCCCCUCCCCCCCCCUCCCCCCCCCCCAAUAUUUUACCUGAUAUCUGGGUUUGUGCUUAUUGGUAGCAGUAAACAAUUUAAUCUCAACUUCGAUCACUUGACACUCUGGGGCUUACAUGAAAAAAGCUGUAGUUUGGGAUUUCAGAGACAAAUCCAAUGUAAUUUGUACUUGUUAUAUACAUACUUUUUAAAAUUGCUUUUACAUUUUAAAAAGUCAUUUUAGAAUUGUAUAUUUUACUGCCUUUUAGGCAUUGAAGACAUAACUGUUCAAUCGGCUGUUUUCAUUUGGAGAUGGUUAGAGAUGGUAAUGUGACUCGUGCAUAUGUUACUGAUGUAGUGGAAGUGUGAGAGCAUAGCAGUGUAAAUAUGUGAUCUGUUUGAGUGUUCCUAGCCUGAACAGCAAUAAAUGCUACAUAUAGAAUUAGCAGCACUGUUUGGUACUUCAGAAGGCCAAAUAAACUCGGUGUCUGCAGCAUGCUAACAUACUUUUAACAAUACUGUCACAGCAAAAUACUGUUUGCUAGAGGGAAAGAGCAAAUAAUGAUUAUUUGAAUAAACAUUGACACAUGCAUAUAGUGUCGCAUGAAAGGGCCAUAUACCCUCAGUGUUUUGUUACAACUGAAAUUCACAACCUCCCUGAACUCAAAGGAACUUUCUUUUUGUCCAGUUAAGUGUAAUAAGAAUGGUACGAAGGGCAUGUAGGGGUGCCCAGCAUUAUUGCUGGAUUCACAAGCACGCCUGUGUUAUUCAUUAAAGAACACGCGUUUGGAUCACACUGCAGCAGCAGGAGUUUAAGUAAAAGUAAAACUAGAGUAAAGCUGGCAACGUGUGAUUAUGGUCAUGAAACUGUUGAAUUAUUGUAAAAACACAUCUGUCUCACUAAUAAUCUGAGAAAAGAAAAUCUGCCACCCUUGCCUACUUUGGUGAGUUUGCCUGCGUGGUUUAAACGCUUCAAUGUAGAUCUCUCUCAACUGAUCUUAAUGUCAUCAAGUCCAAGGACUAGGUGUAGGUGGGCAACGAUGCCAGUGUCGUGCACAUCCUGAUGAAUAAAAAUAAAAGUGUCCUAAAUUAAUAUCUUUGGUCCCUCAGAUUUUCUCUGAAGGCUGGGUGCACCUGGCGUGUCUUGGGCAAGUGUUUCUGGUUCCUGUGGCCUAUUUCUGCUGUUGCUCAGUGUCAAGGUUCCUCAUCCACUUCAGUCUCCUCCUUUGACGAGCAGAAAGCUUUCAUUUCACCCCAUGUAUUUGAUCAUCAAGUCACGUGGAGGUAAAAUCUUAGCCUCUAGUUACAGGAACCAGUUGUGUCUGCUCUACAGUUUUACAUUCAGUGGAUCAGUGAAAUUCCGUUGCUGCUGCAAUUUAUCAUAAUCUGUAAAUACCACUUUAUUUUAGUCCAGUAUAGUGUAUGACAGUGUAAUGGAAUUCCAUGUCUGGGUUGGGUUUUUUAUAUAUAUAUAUCACUACAUCAAGGUUUGUUGGACUGUUCUUGUGCCAAAUUUCAUUUCUAUACAUCCGACCAGUUUGAAGAACUGAAGGUGGCAAAAGGCCUCUUUUACAUUUGCCAAUCAUGGCCAUUAACUGCUCUGUUCCUGAAAUGAGAUUGAUGAGAAUGCAUCAACUUUUUUAGGGUAGUAUCUUUAUGCAGAAGUAAAAUAAGCACAUGUCUUUUUAACCAUAUUCCUUUUGUAGCUACAAAAGUAGCUGUGUGAUAUUUUAGGAAAGCUAAAGGUUUGUAUUUCUUUAUUUCCAUUAUUUAGCUAGGAACUUCUGUCUGGAAGCUACAGGUGUAUUUUCCCUAUGUAAUGUAUACAGCCAGCUCCCAUAGGCAAAAGAAAAUAACGACUAGCAUUUUGUUACCUUUUACAUCAGUGUAGACAGGGAUUCAAUUCCUCAUCCCCUGCUACAGCAGGACACUUUGAGAACUCCACACAAAUCCAAGUUGCUGAUUUUAGUCUCAGUCUGUCAUAAAGAUCCUCAGACUAAAUUUGACAAUAAACCAAAGGAGGCACCAGGACGUGAAAAACAAACACCUCCGAUCUCUGUGGGAGAAGAAACUUCUCUUUAAGCCAUCCUCCCUUGGUAAGGUCAGGGAAAGGGAAAAAAAUAAGCCUGGUAUCACAGGCAGUAGCUCUACUAGUCAUGCCACUCACCAUCAUUAUCAGACCUAGGUUCAUUCCUAACUUCAGAGCUGUCUAGAGUUUGCACGUUCUCCUUGUGACUGCAUGUGUUUCUCCUGGGUGCUCAGUUUCCACGCACAUCCCAAAGGCACGUGGUUUGCUAUUGUAAAUUGCUUCCAAGUGUGUGAGGGGUAGAAUGUGGGGAGAAUUAAAUGAAAUUGGUAUAAAUAAAUGGCUUCUGGUAAGCAUGGACUUGAAGGGCCAAAGGGCUUUUUUCUGUGUUGUAUAUUUGUCUGUUAAAUUUAGUUAAAGAUUUGGUGAUAAUUAAUUAGGUAUGGCCAGGGUCACUGUUUUAUUGUCAUUUCAACCAUAACUGCUGGUACAGUUGAGGCAUGAUUGCCAAUGGGUGGAUAAUAGACUGAUUUGAUUGCUUUGUGGCCAAGUUUGCAGAUAAUACAAAGUUAGAUGGAGAAGCAGGUAGUGUGGAGGAGGCAGAGAGUUUGCAGAAGGACUUGGACAGAUUUGAAGAAUGGACAAUUAGGUAGCAGAUGCAAUAGAGUGCAGGGAAGUGUAUAAUCAUGCACUUUCAUGAAAAGGAAUAAAGAAAUUCUAAAUAAGCAACACAUUCAGAAAUAAGAGGUGCAAGGGGACGAAUCAUCAUGCAGGAUUCUCUAAAGGUUAAUUUGCAGUUUGCCUUGAUAGUAAGGAAGGCAAAUGCAAUGUUAGCAUUCAGUUUGAGAGUAGAAUAUAAUACUGAGGCUUUAAGGUCAUACUGCACUUAGAGUAUUGACAGCAGUUUUGGGCCUGUUAUCAUGCUGCCAUAGGAGAGGCCAGAGAUUGUUUGAGACUGAUCCAAGGAAUGAAAGAAUUAAUGUAUGGGGAAUGUGUGAUAGCUCUGGGCCUGUACUUGACUGAAGUACAUUUAAAGAAUGUGGGGAGGUCUCACUGAAACCUUUUGAAAAUUGAAGGGCCUAGACAGAAUGGAUGUGGAGAGGAUGUUUCCUAUAGUGGAGAAGUCUCGGACCAGAAAUCCUGGAGGACGUCCCUUUAGAUAAGAGAUGAGGAAUUUCUUUAGCUGGAGAGUGGUGAAUCUUUAAUUCAUUCAGACAAAUGACUGUGGAGACCAGGUACUGGACAUAGUUAAAGUGAAUGGGGUUAAGAUAAAUAAUAAAUCUGGCAUGGUGGAGCAGAUUUGAUGGGUUGAAGGUCUUAAUUCUGCUCCUAUGGUCUUGUCAUAGAUCCAACACUUGUUCCAACCAGCCCCUUGAGCCUCUGAGGUUGCACCUCAUCUACUUUCCUGUGUGUUACACUUGCAGAUUUAUGUGUCUACAGAACCUUCUGGUGCAAUGAGUUCCAAAGGCCCACAACACUCCAAAGAAUAAAUUCUUCCUCAUCCCCAUUCUUAAAUGGAGCUAACUUGUUCUGAAAUAAUGACCUCUGCUCUUGGACACCCAUGAAAAUGUCUGCACAACAUUUACUGUAAAGCCCCCCAAGACCCAUGUUUCAAUACUGGAAGGUUUCAGAUGCCACAAAGGUUGGUAGUGUGAAAGGUGUCAUAGGUUAUAACAGGGCAUUCAUAGGAUGCAGAGAUGGGCCGAGAAUUGGAAGAUGGAGUUUAAUCUGUAAAAAUUUGGAAGGUCAAUCUUGGAGGCAGAUUACAGGGUUUAAUGACAGGAUUACUAGCAGUCUGGGUGGAAGAGCAGAAAGAUUUAGGGCUCUAUGUCCAUCGAUCCCUCAAAGUUGCUAUACAAGUUGAUAUAGUGAUCAAGUUGUCCUUCAUCAUUUGGGGGGGGUUUGCGUUUAUACGCCAAGUGGUAAUGUUGCAGCUCUAUAAAACUGUCAUUACACCAAGAGUAUUGUUCAGUUCUGGUUGCAUCAUUAUAGGAAGGAAUUGGAAGUUUUGGAGAGGGUGCAGAGGAGAUUUGCCAGGUUGUUGCUUGGGUUCGAAAGCAUAGCUUGAGAGGGAAGGUUUAGUGAGCAAGAGUAUUUCUCUUUGGAGCGAAUGAGGGUGAUAAAUAAUGUAACCCAGGUUAAUUAAACCCGAAAUUGUAAUAUAAAGUUCUACCUGCGGGGGGGGGGGGGGGAGAUGAAAGCGAGGUUUAACGCCAUGCGAAGGAGGGGCGGGCUGGACAUAGGACGGACAAGGAGAGAAACGCAGCAUCGAAUAGAAGCUGAAGACAUGAACCGUUAAGAGUAGAAUUGGUAGUGCGUAUUUUAAUCCCACUAGCUUGAAACCCCUGGAGGAGAGACAACAGCGAUAAGACGUUUAUUGAAGCUACAGCUAUAUGAAACAAUGUCAGCAGUGCCCAAAAUCCUUACCGUGUAGUCGGGAAUUAGUUCAGCAAAAUCAUACCAAGGCAUUUGGUCAAAUUUUGUGCAAGUUUGUGAAUUGACUUACUGUGGAUCAACUAUUUUAUCUAACGAACCAAGAGGGCAAGCCACACAGGUGACGAACCAGUGUGGGAACGGAAUGUGUAAUGAUGCAGGGGAUAUAAAAUGGUUGGAUGUUUAAGUUUAUUUUCAUACGAAGAUUCCGAAGUUGAUUUUCUGCGAGAACUGAUUAUUUUUGCACCGACUUUGAUAAGUUACUGAAUGAGAUUUAUUUUGUUUAAGAGUUGUGAUGUUGGAGAAUUGUGAAAGGAGUUUGUUAAACUGUGUAUGUAUAAUUUUUGAAUUUGAAUUUAAGCUUGCAGAUAUACUGCCUGAAACUGGGACUGAAGUUAACUAUAUUACUUGAGAAUAGGAAUUGUAUUUGGUUUUCUAACUAAUUAGUGAUAAGUAAAAAAGAAAGUUUAGUCUGUAAGCUCUUAAAUAGGGAAUAACACUAGAUCUAAUUAGAGAAAUUGAAGUGACAAAGGCUAUUCCAAUGAAUAUCACUGAUUCUAAUUAAAAAGGAAUUUGUUGUGGUUUGAUAUCUAAGAUUUGGAAAGUAAACAGAAUUUUUGAAUUGUUCUUCCUCAUGUAAAUAUUUUGUGCAUAUUGUUUUUCUUAUAAACAAAACCUUAUUUCCAGAA